Pelobates cultripes (western spadefoot toad) is the source of this 461-nucleotide messenger RNA. The record is from the annotation of a GenBank genome assembly. Lineage: Eukaryota; Metazoa; Chordata; Amphibia; Anura; Pelobatidae.
AUGGAGCGUGCGCACAGAGCGCAGGGGCCACUGCGCCAGGAUGGCAGCCCCACAGAUGUGGUGUGCUGUCUGCACCUUAGAAGCCUGAAGGACAAAAUCAUGGCUGUCGCAAGGGGGUCGGCCGCUGUCCGCUUCCGUGGCUCCGACGUCUCCCUGUUUCACGACCUCUCUAGCCUAACAUUAGACGCCAGGCGAGCUCGGAAGCCAGUCACCAGCAUACUCCGGGACAAGAGGAUCCUAUACCGAUGGGGGUUCCCGUUUAGUCUACAGGUUAAACAUGGCCACACGUGGCUGGCGGUUCGCUGGCCGGAAGAAGUCCCGGGCCUGAUGAGAGCACUCAACCUGCCACAGCCUCGUGUCCGCAACUGGAUCCUGGAAGAAGCGACAGCGGCAAGACGGGACCCCCUGACCCCCAACGGCUACACAGAGGCCUCUACCACGGAGAGAGCUCCCCCAAGGAG